Molecule: messenger RNA, 1122 nt
Organism: Cyphellophora attinorum
Lineage: Eukaryota; Fungi; Ascomycota; Eurotiomycetes; Chaetothyriales; Cyphellophoraceae
Product: Cell division control protein 16
Exons: 1
Coding region: 1-1122 (373 amino acids)
Biological process (GO): negative regulation of septation initiation signaling; activation of GTPase activity
Cellular component (GO): mitotic spindle pole body
Molecular function (GO): GTPase activator activity
Source: RefSeq, a predicted model, not a curated record
AUGGGCACCAAAGGGUCGAAAGAACAGCUGAAUUCUUCGUCGACCACCAACCUGCCACCACCAAUGCCACAAGUGAGCCGAGCUCGAGCCAAUAGCGAUGUGCCUGCACCAUUCGAGCGACAAAAGACAGCACGCAAAGCGACCAACUACUCCCUCACUUCCUCACACGCUCGAAAGAACAGCUUAGAGCUCACAUUUCGCGAUGGCCCACCAGCUGGCACCACAGCCGUCGACUCAAUAUCACUCCUCCGCUCAUCUAUCCUCUCCUCCGGAGUCACAGCCACUAAGGAAGGUCUGUCCGACUACCGAAUCUACCUCUGGCUCGCCCUCCUCAACAUCGGCCCAUUCUCCACAGACCAAUACCUAGCCUUCAUCCACCGUGGUCAGAGUCCAGCCUACGACAAGAUCCACCAGGAUGUCUUCCGCACUCUCGCAACCGAUGCCCUCUUCCAGCGUCGAGUCACCAACGCCUCCCUCACACGAGUCCUCAACGCCACCGCAUGGCGGAUACACGACGAGCAGAACUCGACCAACCCACCACCAGCCACAAACCAAACACUCUACGUCCAAGGCGUCAACGUCCUCUCCGCACCCCUCCUCUACGCCUCCCGUUCCGAGUCGCAAGCUUACUCUCUCCUGACCUGCCUCCUCACGACUUACAUCCCAACCUAUAUCUCACCUACCAUGUCUGGUGUGCACGCCGGUCUCGAGCUCAUCGACCGCAUCCUUCUCGACCGCGAGCCCAACCUGGCCGCUUUCCUGCAAGAAAAACACAAGCUUCCAGCCAAAAUCUACGCUUUCCCCUCCGUGCUUACCCUCUGCGCAUGUACGCCACCUUUACCCGAAGUGCUGAAGUUGUGGGACUUUCUCUUCGCUUUUGGCGUGCACCUGAACAUCAUUUGUGUGGUGGCACAACUGGUGCUCAUGAAGCAAAAGCUGUACGACAGUCCGAGUCCCGGGAAGUUGCUGAGGAGCUUCCCACAGCUGGACGCUGGCAAGAUUAUUCAGGUGACGCUGGGAAUCGCGAAAGACAUGGACGAGGCUUGUACGCCGAAGUGGUUAGGCAUGGAAAGGGGACUUAGCAGGUCACGAGGAGUGCCGGCCGAAAGACUCGGUCGAUAA